AUGAUGAGGUCAACUAUUUUCUGCGGCAGCACAUGUUUUUACGGCAUCUACGAUAGCGAAGUGGACAUGUGCAGCCCAUUCCUUGCGGUUGGCAGGCGAUCAUCGAAGAAGUUUGGCAUGAGUCAGCGCAUGACGUUGCACAUGCGGGCGUACACUGCGAUACCUAGAAUGCGUAUUGAUUGGCUCGGCGAUUACGCUGCUUCUGAAAUUUCAGUCGUACUUGAUUAUGGACCAUGCAUUGUGUAG
This is a messenger RNA of Strongylus vulgaris, 246 nucleotides long. The record is from the annotation of a GenBank genome assembly. NCBI's taxonomy places the organism in Eukaryota, Metazoa, Nematoda, Chromadorea, Rhabditida, Strongylidae.